UAUAUCCUCCCUGCCCCUCAUCCACUUUCUCUUCCUUGUCUCGAGGCAGAUUGACCUAUCGUGAACACCCCAAACCUCUCAAAGCAUGGGGAAAGAAUCAACCGACUCAUCUCUUGGCCGCGUGCAGGUGCGGCAACCCGGUUCAAUUGAGGGCGGGGUGGACCAUGAAUUUGAAAAGAAAUUGGUGCGAAAGUUGGAUAAUCACAUUGUUCCUAUGAUUAUGCUUUUGUAUUUGUUUUCGUUCUUGGAUAGGGUUAACAUUGGUAAUGCCCGGUUGUAUGGAUUGGAGGAGGAUUUGGGACUCAAAGGGAAUCAAUUCCAGAUCUCAGUUUCGAUUUUGUUCGUGACAUAUCUUGUAUUUGAGAUCCCAAGUAACCUUGUAUUAAAAAAGUUGACGCCCAGACGAUACAUCGCAGCGAUAACCACAAUCUGGGGCAUUAUCGCAACCUGUACCGGCCUCGUGAACUCCUACGGGGGCCUCCUCGCCUGCCGUCUCCUCCUCGGCGCCGUAGAAGCUGGUUUGUUCCCCGGGCUAGCAGUCUACCUUACAUUCUUCUAUACCCGCAAAGAGCUCGCCCUACGCAUCGGCUAUCUCUUUGUCUCUGCUGCGCUGGCCGGUGCCUGCGGGGGUCUCUUAGCCUACGGGAUCGGCUUCCUAGAUGGGAGGAGUGGAAUGAAGGGAUGGCGGUGGAUCCUUAUAAUCGAGGGAUUACCGACGAUUGUGCUCGGGUUGGUGACGUAUUUUGUUCUGGCAGAUAAUCCGGAGGAGGCGGGGUACUUGACCGAGGAGGAGAAGAGGUUCAUGAUUGCCAGGAGAGCGCGAGAGGUAACACAGACUACCAGCGCCCAGGAGUUUCACUGGGGGGAUGUUAGGAAGUGCUUUUUGGAUUGGAAAUGUUGGGCGUUUGCAUUCGCGCAGUUCGGAAUAGACACUAUGCUAUACGGUCCCUCCCUCAUCUUUGCCUCCACUCCUCUAGCUUCCAUACUAACCCCACCCCCAGGAUUUAGCACGUUCCUCCCCACAAUCAUAAAAGCCAUUGGCCACUGGUCCACAGCACAAGUCCAAGCCCUUACAAUCCCCUGCUACGCCCUCGGCGCACUCACAUACCUUAUCGUAGCACACAUCUCUGACAAGCAGCAACGCCGAGGUAUGUAUACCGUAAGCUUCGCUUGCAUCUCCAUCGUCGGGUACGGGAUUCUCCUAUCCGACGCUCCCAGUGGUGCGCAUUACUUUGGUUGCUUCCUCGUUGCUAUAGGGUUGUACGUGUCUGUGGGGUUGCCGCUAGCUUGGCUUCCGAACAAUUGCCCCAGGUACGGGAAGAGGGCCGCUGCGUCGGGGUUUCAGCUUACUGUAGGGAACGCGAGUGGGAUUAUGGCGCCGUUUGUAAAAUCAUACACUAAGGCUACAAGCAGAUACACAAAGGGCCAUGCAGUAUCCCUAUCAAUGGUGGGCUUUGCGGCUAUCAUUUACACUUUCCUGUGGCACUGGUUCUCAAAACUAAACAUCAGUCGAGAACGUGGCGAGGAAAAUGCAAAAAUCGUUGGCUUGAGCGAAGAAGAUAUUGCAGAGUUGGGUGAUGAAUCGUGGGUUCCGUUCGCCCCCCAGUUCACAGGUGGUUACUAA
Molecule: messenger RNA, 1624 nt
Organism: Tuber melanosporum (Perigord truffle)
Lineage: Eukaryota; Fungi; Ascomycota; Pezizomycetes; Pezizales; Tuberaceae
Exons: 7
Coding region: 86-1624 (512 amino acids)
Biological process (GO): transmembrane transport
Cellular component (GO): membrane
Molecular function (GO): transmembrane transporter activity
Source: RefSeq, a predicted model, not a curated record